AUGGCGGGGACCGUCGUGGUGUUCGACUUCGACGGGACGAUCAUCGAUUGCGACAGCGACUACUGGGUGGUCGACGGCCUGGGCGCCACCGAGAUCUUCGAGCGUCUCCUCCCCACCAUGCCGUUUAAUACCCUAAUGGUGCGUUGUCAUGAACUCGGGAUAAAUCAUUCUUUCCCCCAUUUUUUUUUUCCUCUUCUUUUCAACCCGAGGGGGGAUCGAAGAAGCCUCGUCUACGAUGUUCGAGGAACGGUAACCGGUUCUUGCACUCCUGGAUCUGUGAACGUGACAACUACGAUAUUUCUGCACCGCGAGAAAAUCCACUUUUGUCGCUAACUUUUUUCUCCGGCGUUUUCCUCAGGAUUCGAUGAUGAAGGAGAUCCACGAACAGGGUAGGUCCGUUGAGGAGGUCGCGCACAUCUUGAAGAGUGCUCCUCUCGACCCACACAUCACCGCGGUCAUCAAAUCUGCUCAUGCUCUUGGGUAUGACCCUGAAAUUAAUCACCCGUAACUUUCACUCGUAGUCUUAAUCGGUCGACGAGUUCGUCGCAAAUCUCCCAUCGCCCCGAGUCUCAGAGAAUGCGUCGCCGUGUCCUUUGCAGAUGUGAAUUGAGGAUAGUCAGCGAUGCGAACUCAUUCUUCAUCGAGACGAUUCUCCAGCAUCACGGCAUUCUCAGCUUCUUCUCGGAGAUCCACACUAACCCCAGCUACGUCGACGGGGAAGGGAGGCUCAGGAUUUCUCCUUACCACAACUUUGCGGAAUCAUCCCACGGCUGCUGCUCGUGUCCACCGAACAUGUGUAAGGUACGGGCUCGCAGCCUUCGGAACUUCUCUAAUGAUCCAAGAACAACGUGAAAUAGUUGGGAAAGUUAUACAGCUUAUAUCUCCUACGCAGAGUCUGAUCCUCAAACGAGUACGAGCCAGCGCCGCAGCAGAUGGGAAGAAGCGGUUCAUCUAUCUCGGGGACGGCAAGGGGGACUACUGCUCGUCGCUUCAGCUGACGGAACAUGACUUUGUCAUGCCGAGGAAGAGGUUCCCGCUGUCGGAGCUCAUAUCCGGCAACCCCCUCCUACUGAAGGCCCAGGUACACGAGUGGACCGACGGGGAGGAGCAAGCGAGAGUCCUCCUCCGGUUGAUCAACCAGUGCAGUUCCGCCGACGACGGCAGCCGCCACCAGCCAGCCCUAGAUUACGUUAGUCUAACCGCCUUAUCGGAUCCGAAUGGUUUCAAGAAAAAAUACCUUUCUUAG
This is a messenger RNA of Spirodela intermedia, 1246 nucleotides long. Lineage: Eukaryota; Viridiplantae; Streptophyta; Magnoliopsida; Alismatales; Araceae. The record is from the annotation of a GenBank genome assembly.